AUGUGGGCUUUAAAGAAGCUGAAUCUUGACUGGGCUGAAGCUGCUAACUUGAGGAUGACACAACUCAAUGAGAUGGAAGAAUUCCGUCUCCAUGCCUGUGAGAGUGCGGCCAUGUACAAAGAGAGGAUAAAGUUUGUCCAUGAAAAGAAGAUCAUGAAGCGGGAGUUCAAUUCUGGUGACUUGGUCUUACUCUUCAAUUCAAGACUUAAGUUAUUUCCGGGUAAACUCAAAUCCAAAUGGUCUGGCCCAUUCAAAGUUGUGAGUGUGUCUCCUUAUAGUGUUAUUGAACUGGAGUCGGAGGAUGGGACUCGAACUUUCAAGGUGAAUGGACAACGAGUCAAGCAUUACCUUGAUACUGUAGGAGAAAGGCAUUUAAUAGAGCAAUUUGCUCUAAGGGAUAGUCCAACAAAAACUCCCACCAAGGAAUAA
Molecule: messenger RNA, 429 nt
Organism: Nicotiana tabacum (common tobacco)
Lineage: Eukaryota; Viridiplantae; Streptophyta; Magnoliopsida; Solanales; Solanaceae
Molecular function (GO): nucleic acid binding
Source: RefSeq, a predicted model, not a curated record